AGUCUAGGACCUCUAAAUCGUUGGGAAAACAAAGUUACAGCAUAGCCAACCAAGUGUAACUUUGCGAUUGACUCGGCCAUUGACAAGGCUGUAAAAGUCGGGGGUUAGCUGUACGAGGUACUGACGUGCAUCAGAUGGCUGAUGGUAUUCUGGCUUGGUACGAUCGAAGCAUCAGACGCAGUUCUGCAACAACAUUGAACAUGGCUCCGACUCAAAUCACAGCAUGCGUUGUGAGGGAUAUUCGCUGUCCAACAUCCCUGGAGAAAGAUGGCUCAGACGCAAUGAACCUGGCCCCUGAUUAUUCGGCACCGUAUGUGGUGUUGAGCACCGAUUCUCAGUUGGAGGGUCAUGGGUUUACCUUCACAGUUGGUAAAGGAAAUGAAAUUGUGUGCCAUGCAAUCAAAGUCCUAAGCAAGUUCGUUGUUGGACUUAAGUUAUCCGCCAUCUUUGAUGAUUUUGCCAGUUUCUGGAGGUCGCUGACGAGUGAGGAUCAGAUGAGAUGGCUUGGUCCGGAGAAGGGAGUGAUGCAUCUUGCUGUGGCGGCCAUUUGCAAUGCAGUAUGGGAUCUCUGGUCUAAGAUGGAGGGCAAGCCCAUGUGGAAGUUUCUGGUGGAUAUGGAACCUGAGAAACUGGUGUCAACCAUAGACUUCCGUUAUAUGACUGAUGGGAUGACGAGGGAGGAGGCUAUAGCUGUCCUCAAGGAGAUGCAAGCUGGAAAAAAGGAAAGAGAGGCAGAUGUCAUCGCGAAGGGUUUCCCAGCAUACACCACUUCCUGUGGCUGGCUUGGCUAUGAUGACGUCAAACUCAGGAGGCUGUGUAAGGAAGCGCUGGCCCAAGGGUUCACCCAAUUCAAGGCCAAAGUGGGCACUGAUCUUGAGGAUGACAUCAGACGUCUCCGCAUCAUCCGAGAGGAAAUUGGUCCAGACCAUCUUCUGAUGGUGGAUGCCAACCAGAAAUGGGAGGUGCAGGAGGCCAUUGACUGGAUGAAGAAGCUGGCUCAGUUCAAGCUCACCUGGAUUGAGGAACCCACCAGCCCUGACGAUAUCCUGGGCCAUGCCGAGAUAGCCAGGGCGCUGAACCCUCUCGGUAUCGGCGUGGCAACUGGGGAGCAGUGCCAGAACAGGGUCAUGUUCAAACAGUUCCUCAAAGCCAAGGGUCUCCAGUUUUGUCAGAUCGAUGCAUGUCGUCUUGGAGGAGUUAGUGAGUGUGUGGCUGUCAUCCUCAUGGCCAAGAAACUAGGAAACAUCCCGAUCUGUCCCCACGGUGGAGGAGUGGGUCUGUGUGAGUUUGUGCAGCAUCUCUCAAUUUUUGACUACAUUGCUGUGUCUGGCACAUAUGACAACAGAGUGACUGAGUACGUUGACCAUCUACAUGAGAACUUCAAGAACCCCUGCGUUGUGAAGGAUGGGAGAUACGUUGUUCCUAAGGCCCCGGGCUACAGUGCAGACAUGCUGGAGUCCUCCCUGGACAAGUUUGAGUAUCCCACAGGUUCCGAGUGGAGGAGGCUGAUAGCAGAGGGGGUGUACAGUGCAGAGUAGGGGUAGGGGUAGUUCAAUGCAUGGUAAGGUUCAGGGAGGUGUUUCAGUGUAGAGUAGAGCUGGGGUUUGUGUAGGAAUGGGGUUUGUGUUUGGGUGGGGUUGUUCAGUGUAGAGCAAGGGUGAGGUUCAGUGUAGAGUAGGGAUGAGGUUGUGUAGAGUACUGGUGAGGUUGUUCAGUGUUGAGUAAGGGUGAGGUUCAGUGUAGAGUAAGGGUGAGGUUCAGUGUAGAGUAAGGGUGAGGUUCAGUGUAGAGUAAGGGUGAGGUUUAGUGUAGAGUAAGGGUGAGGUUGUUUAGUGUAGAGUAAGGGUAAGGUUGAUUAGAGUAAGGGUGAGGUUGUUUAGUGUAGAGUAAGGGUGAGGUUGAUUAGAGUAAGGGUGAGGUUUAGUGUAGACUGACUGAGUUUGGUUUUACGCCGCUUUUAGCAAUAUUCCAGCAACAUCACGGUGGGGAACACCAGAAAUGGGCUUCACACAUUGUACCCUUGUGGGGAUUUGAACCCGGAUCUUCGGAGUGAUGAGCCAACGCUUUAGCAGGGAUGAGGUUGGCUUGUGCAGAGUAAAACUGAGAUUAUUCAGAGGAGAGUAAGUGAGUCUGUUUAGUGUAGAGCAGGAAUGAGGCUGUUCAUUAGAAGUUAAGGGCUAUGGUCUGUGUAGGGUCGGGUUGUGGAAAAGUGAUAGGGUGUGUAGGGUUGGAAUGUAGGUAUUAGUAGGAAUUUGACUGUCAUGUUGAGGGAAAGGCUGGGGUUAUCAAGUGUAGAAUAGGGUUAGUUUGCCCAUGGGGGUUAGGGUCUGUGUAGUUGGGAGAGCUGUGGAGUAUAUCCUGCAAAGGGAUUGUCAGGAUCAGUGUAGGGAUUGUCAGGAUCAGGGUAGAGAUUGUCAGUAUCAGUGUAGGGAUUGUCAGGAUCAGGGUAGGGAUUGUUAGGAUCAGGGUAGGGAUCAGUGUAGGGAUUGUCAGGAUCAGGGCAGGGAUUGUCAGGAUCAGGGUAGGGAUUGUCAGGAUCAGGGUAGGGAUUGUCAGGAUUAGGGUUGGGAUUGUCAGGAUCAGUGUUAGGAUUGUCAGGAUCAGGGUAGGGAUUGUCAGGAUUAGGGUUGGGAUUGUCAGGAUCAGGGUAGGGAUGGUCAGGAUCAGGGUAGGGCUUGUCAGGAUUAGGGUUGGGAUUGUCAGGAUUAGGGUAGGGAUUGUCAGGAUCAGGGUAGGGAUUGUCAGGAUCAGGGUAGGGAUUGUCAGGAUUAGGGUAGGGAUUGUCAGGAUCAGGGUUGGGAUUGUUAGGAUCAGGGUAGGGAUUGUCAGGAUCAGGGUUGGGAUUGCCAGGAUCAGGGUAGGGAUUGUCAGGAUCAGGGUAGGGAUUGUCAGGAUCAGGGUAGGGGGAUGUAGUGUUCACCACAUAGUGGGGGUUUGAGGGGUUGGUGGACAUUACUCACCACAUGGCAAAAUGUUACAACUGUGGUAACAAAUCCUGAAGGCAGCUGAUAUUAUUAUGCUGCUACGUCUUCCAAAGAUGCCUUCAACAUAAUGUUUCUUACACACUCCAGAUCUCAGUAUUAUCUCUCUGGUUUGUAGACUGAUAUUAACAGUAGCAUAUUUUAGAUGGACAUAGGUGUUCCAUGUGUAUCAUUGAAAUGAACCAUGAUACUGGCACCCUGUGAUAUUACUUCAUUCAUACCUACAAUGAAUCACAUUGGUUGUCAUAUAUUCAAGUUCAUCACCCAGGUGUUGCGCGCUAUUGUGUAUAAUCAGAAAGCUUGUCAUGUAUGUUUACUGGUAUGUCUUGAUUGGAGUCUCUAAUCAGAAUAAAAUCAUACCAGGGAUCA
Messenger RNA from Haliotis rubra (blacklip abalone), 3350 nucleotides. Its product is annotated as mitochondrial enolase superfamily member 1-like. Lineage: Eukaryota; Metazoa; Mollusca; Gastropoda; Lepetellida; Haliotidae. The record is from RefSeq and is a predicted model, not a curated record. Gene Ontology annotation, biological process: carbohydrate catabolic process; amino acid catabolic process. Gene Ontology annotation, molecular function: L-fuconate dehydratase activity; magnesium ion binding.